UGGAGCCCGAACGUGCCCGAUGGCCCUUUAAGGCUUUAAGCUGCGGGGGUUUCCAUCCUCGCCAUCACUCCCGGCCCCUCCCCCUCCCCCUGCGCGCUCGUGGCUGAAGCGACGAUGACUGACAGGUUUGGGAAGGCGGAAUCGGGUGCGCAGCUUCUUGCACGACUUGAAGGCAGAGAUUCACUGAAAGAUCUUGAACCUUGUCUGUUUGCUGAAGAAGGAUAUCCCAUUCAUGGAGAUGUUGUUGAGUUCCAUGGCCCAGAGGGAACAGGAAAAACAGAAAUGCUCUAUCAUCUUAUUGCCCAUUGCAUUCUUCCAAAAUCAGGAGGCGGUUUGGAAGUUGGUUUGCUGUUUAUUGAUACUGACUUUCAUUUUGACAUGCUGCGUUUAGUGACUAUCCUGGAACACAGAUCAUCCCAAGGCACAGAAGAGAUGAUAAAGCAGUGUCUGGGGAGGCUUUUUCUUGUUAAUUGCAACAGCAGCUCUCAGCUGCUUCUUACCCUUUAUUCUCUGGAAAACAUGUUUUGCUCUCACCCUUCCCUCUGCCUUCUGGUUAUUGACAGUAUAUCAGCUUUUUAUUGGAUUGAUAGAGUCAAUGGAGGAGAGAAUCUUAGCCUACAGGAAGCAAACUUAAGGAGAUGUGCUCAGUUCCUUGAGAAGCUUGUCAGGGAGCACCAUUUAGUUUUGUUUGCAACAACUCAGACAAUCAUGCAGAAAUCAUUGAAUGCUGGUGAAAGCUGUGGAAAACACCACGGUGAUGGAGAUGUGGACUAUCGGCCUUACCUCUGUAAGUCAUGGCAACAGCUGAUAACCCAUCGAAUCUUUUUUUCCAGACAGAGCCAUCCAGGCAACACCAAAGGAUUUUCUAUUACUUCUUGUCACAUACGAAAUAACACCGUGAUAAAACGCUCGUUUAGCAUUAUGGAAGGUGGAAUACAGUUUUAACAGUGGACUAUUUUUAAAGGGGACAGUGUUGACACUGCAGUCAAACAAGUUUAAACAUUAUAUGCUGUUUUUAAAUAUAUAUGUAUAUAACUUUUACAUUUUGGUACAAAUGUUAUUUUAAAAGCCACAAGAUUAUCUUUUUUUUGCUUGUGCAAAAAUUCAAAUUGACAGUAGUGAAGUGUUGAAGCUUAAUGGGGAAAAAUCAGCUAGCCAUCAAAUCUAAUAAAAAUUAUUUGCUUUUAAUACCCAUCUUACAGCAGUAGAAGCUGUUUAAUGACUGAAUACUGUACAAUUAGGUUUGAGUCCGUCUGUUGUAUAAGAUUAUGUUAGCACAUUUAGGUGGUGCUAGGCACAACAAACACUUGAACAUGGCAGGAAAAAAGUGCACUGUAUUCUCCCUAUUCUUUUAAAUAGCUUCUUUUCAGUCUACCUUCUCAGGUUCCAGCCCAGUAUCAAUUUACCUUUUUGAAUUCAAUGGGUGUUCCUUCUGUAUAUAAGUUUGUAAGAUUUCACUGUCAUCUGGGAUAGUCCUAGGGUUACACUGGAGUUCACUCUCUAGACUAGUCUUUGGUUUUUGUUGGAGUUCUAAAUAUCGAAAGCCGUGCAAGAACAAAACAAAUAAAAUUCUUGUGAGAA
Sceloporus undulatus (fence lizard) is the source of this 1581-nucleotide messenger RNA. It is a transcript of the gene XRCC2, whose product is annotated as X-ray repair cross complementing 2. The record is from RefSeq and is a predicted model, not a curated record. Gene Ontology annotation, biological process: double-strand break repair via homologous recombination; DNA strand invasion. Bases 115 to 945 code for a protein of 276 amino acids. NCBI's taxonomy places the organism in Eukaryota, Metazoa, Chordata, Lepidosauria, Squamata, Phrynosomatidae. Gene Ontology annotation, cellular component: replication fork; Rad51B-Rad51C-Rad51D-XRCC2 complex; centrosome. Gene Ontology annotation, molecular function: ATP binding; ATP-dependent DNA damage sensor activity; four-way junction DNA binding. The transcript is spliced from 3 exons.